Messenger RNA from Vigna umbellata (rice bean), 1953 nucleotides. RefSeq names its product putative transporter C405.03c. Lineage: Eukaryota; Viridiplantae; Streptophyta; Magnoliopsida; Fabales; Fabaceae. Gene Ontology annotation, cellular component: membrane. The record is from RefSeq and is a predicted model, not a curated record.
UGGGCACCAGAAUGAAAGAUAGUAGGAAAGAAAGGGAAAUGCACAAAAUAAAAAAAGCAUUUUCACAAGUUUGUGAACCGAGUAACGUUGACAUGCUUGAGAAUUGCGUUGAGACAAUUCUCAUAAACUAAAACUUGACGUUGACACGAUCAUUUUCUCCAUGUUGUUUCAUUUCUCCACUCAUUUUCUAUGUCUUUUCUGUCGUUAGAAUAUCCAACCUCCCUGCAAAAUCUUCUCACGCAAUUUUUGUAAACAAGUUUGAGUCAUGUUCUUCGCCGUGGUGUUGUUCUUGUGAUGGAAUUGGCAUAUUAAUGUGUUGAAGGGUUAUUCUGGGAUCUAGCAGAGGCAGAAGCGUGUGGAUCUCUGCAAUUCCUGUGGCUUUUUCCAUCUGGGUAUAGUUGGUUUGUUAUGGGGUGGAGAUACAAGGCAGGAUUGUUCCUCAUACUUACUGUGGUUAUCAUAUGGGUCACCUCUGCUGAAGUCACCCAGGAUAUUUUUAUAGAUUACAAGCAGCCAUUUGCAGUAACAUAUCUUGGAGCUUCUCUUAUGGUAGUGUACCUCCCAGUAGCUUUCAUUAAGGACUGGUUUUAUAAGUUAUAUAGAAAACAAUCUUCUAAAACUGGAAAAGGUGGGGAUGAGUUUGCUGUCCGGAUUAUGUCUCCUCGCAAGAGCAGUGGAGGGCAAAGGAACAGUGAAGUGGAAAUGGGGAGCAUGGCUCGAAAAGAUAGUGAUGCAGACCUUUCAAUGAAUGAAGAAUCAAUGCCAUUGGUGGCUAAAUAUAAUGAUGCUAAUGCGACAAAGGCAAACAAACAACUUACUACAAGAGAAAUUGCUAUUUAUGGAUUUUACAUUGCACCUAUCUGGUUUCUAACAGAGUAUCUAUCAAAUGCUGCCCUUGCACGAACUAGUGUUGCAAGCACAACAGUGUUGUCAUCUACUUCAGGACUCUUCACUCUCUUCAUUGGUGUGCUUAUGGGGCAAGAGACUUUGAAUAUAGCAAAAAUAGUUUCUGUCUUGGUCAGCAUGGCCGGGGUUGUGAUGACAACUCUGGGGAAAACAUGGGCUACAGAUGAUGCUCUAGCAAAUCCUUCCAAUGGACAGCGCACUCUUGUUGGAGAUCUUUUUGGACUUCUCUCAGCCAUUACAUAUGGUCUGUUUACAGUUCUUCUUAAAAAAGCUUCUGGGGAAGAAGGAGAACGGAUUGAUGUGCAAAAGCUGUUUGGAUAUAUUGGAUUGUUUACACUUCUAGCACUAUGGUGGCUUAUCUGGCCAUUGUCAGCCAUAGGAGUUGAACCUAAGUUUAGUAUUCCUCAUUCUAUUAGAGUGGAUGAAGUGGUGCUUGCCAAUGGAUUUGUUGGAAGUGUUCUCUCAGACUACUUCUGGGCACUCUGUGUUGUGUGGACAACUCCCAUUGUGGCCACUUUGGGCAUGUCACUCACCAUUCCUCUUGCUAUGUUGGCUGACAUGCUGAUCCAUGGUCGGCAUUAUUCAGUAUUGUACAUUUUUGGCUCAGCUCAGGUAUUUGCAGGCUUUGUGAUAGCUAAUAUUUCAGAUAGGAUAUCCAAGGAAAAUCACAUCCAAGAUUUGUCAAUAGGCACAAAUGGAAAAUGUUAACUAAAUAAAUCAACAAAGGUCUUGAUAAAGAAGUAUGUGAAGAAAAAGAGAGUUGAAGAAAGUGUCCAUUUUUAUGGUAAUAGGUGAAUUAGUGAUAAAAGGGAUUUUUAUGCAUUGAAGCCUUUUGGACAACAAAAUUUCAAAGUCAUGGUGGUUUAUUUAUCAAUGCCAUGUGAAAAUGAGAGUUAUUCAAAAAUGUGUAACAAGAAAAAAAAAAGGCAAAUGGAAUGGCUCAAGUAGAUUGUAUAUAUAGGUUUUCUUAGUAAAACAAAUAUGUUCAAUUUUUACUUUUAUUGAGAGACAUUGUAACAUACUUCAAUUUCAAAUUAUGAACAUGAU